Messenger RNA from Peronospora matthiolae, 960 nucleotides. Lineage: Eukaryota; Oomycota; Peronosporomycetes; Peronosporales; Peronosporaceae. The record is from the annotation of a GenBank genome assembly.
AUGGAUCAGGUACAUGUCGAGGAUGUCAGCAAGGGAAAAUGGUCCAAAAACCAUUCCCAAGCAAUCGUGACAAGCGAAGUUACGACACGUUCGAGAUGCUCCAUCUGGACAUCUGCGGACCCAUGGAAGAAGGAUUCGCUCGGUGGCAGCAAAUAUCUGCUGUUGAUCAUGGAUGAAGCCAGCGGAUGCAUGAAGGGCUUUUGUCUGCAUUCCAAGUCAGAGAGCGAAGAGUACAUCCGGAAGUAUAUCACAAUGGUGCAGACGCAGUUCGACAAGAAGGUAAAGUUUGUGCGACACGAUGGAGCCCGCGAGUUUGCAACCAACUCGCUUCAACUGUUCUACGAAGUCGAAGGCAUCGAGCAACAAACCACGGUGCCAUAUGCACAUCAAGCAAACGGAACUGCUGAGCGCGCCAUUCGAACUAUCGUCACCAUCGGUCGUAGCAUGCUCCAUCAUGCCAAACUGGACAAGUGUUUCUGGGCUGAAGCGGCAAUGACGGCCAUCUAUGUCAAGAACCGUCUGCCGUCACCUAAGAGUCGUCACAAGACACCGUUCGAGAUCGUCUACAACUUGAAACCAAGUGUCAAGCACAUGCGAUCAUUCGGCUGUCAGACAUACAUACUGACCCCUAAAGAGAAGCGACUCAAGUGGGAUCCCAAGGCUCGCGCUGGAAUCUUUUCGGGCUACGAAGAAGUGUCCAAGGCAUAUCGUGUAUUUGACAUCGAGGAGGGGCAGGUUGUUGUCAGUCGGGAUGUUAACUUCGACGAGUCCACCUUUGGACUUCAACUGCCGAUCACUGAUGACGAUGUCGAUGACCUGGACUUCGAAUCGCUCGAUCUUGAUGACGAAGAGCCGCGUCAAAUGGAGUAUCAGCAAACUGGCAAGCGCAAGCAACCGACUCACAUGAUGACGAUACAGCAGCUCCACGACCGCGUGCAGUGCGCCAACGACCAGGACUAG